AUGUUCGGCGAUGACUUCUCAAUCUCACAGCUGGCCAUUCCGGCGGUUAGUGUGCUGAUCAGCUUCCUAGCCUACACAUCUCAGUACUUCUUUCUGCGGUUCGAGUCGGCACCUCUCCAGAAAGAUGAAGUGUGGAAAAUUAAUAUAUUCGCUUUGUGCAUCUGGAUAUGUUACUUCAGGGCUUGUUAUGUAGACCCUGGUCGGCUUCCCUUGGACCGAAAAUCAAUAACUGCUGAUCAACAUGAGGAGGAGCGGGCUACGGGCAGGCGAUGGUGCCGUCGAUGUUCAGCUUAUAAACCACUGCGCGCUCAUCAUUGCAAGACAUGCAAAAGGUGCAUUCCCAAAAUGGAUCAUCACUGCCCGUGGACCUCCAAUUGUGUCUCACAUUUCACCUUUCCCCAUUUCAUACGUUUUCUAUUCUACGCAGUGAUUGGGAUGUCCUACCUUGAGACUCUCCUCUGGGAACGUGCGUCUAUUGUCUGGGGCAGCCGAAAUCUGCCAAGUUAUAUGGGCCCCUCCAUCGGGCAACUGGCACAUCUUUUUAUCUUAUUUAUCGUCAAUAGUUUGACGGUCUUCGCACUUUUUCUUCUGCUCGUGCGAAGCCUAUACACGCUUGCCUUCAAUACGACUACCAUCGAGUCUUGGGAGAUUGAGCGGCAUGAAACUCUCGUCCGACGAGCCCGUGUCCUUGGUGGUCAACUAGAUGGACCGGGUGGGAUAAAAGUCCGAAUCAAGAAACAAGAGUUUCCGUAUGAUAUUGGGAUUUGGACCAAUAUCAAACAGGGGAUGGGAGGGAGUGCAAAUAUCUUCAGCUGGUUCUGGCCACUGGCAGCCACCCCUGACCGUCGCACUGGGUGGGAAUUUGAAACAAAUGGCUUUGAAGAUGCUGGAUCCUCGUGGCCACCACCUGAUCCAGAUCGUAUUCCUUGGCCAGUGAGCCGUCCAGACCCAAGUAACUCAACAUUGGAGUCAUAUUCAUCUGCCCGUGAGACUAUCGAGGCAUUCAAACGACGCCAGGCAGAAGACAUGGAUCGUCGCAGGCCAUUUCCCGAAGUUCAAAGACGUAAGCGAUUCCACGAUCGAUUUCAAAAAGAGGCCCAUGACAGUGAGGAAGAUCGGGGACCUGGACCUGUCUAUGGCGAUGACUCGGAUGAGGGCGAGGAGUCUUGGCGGAAUGCCGAAGGAGAGCGCCUCCGUGACUUCGGGGUUGAUGAGGACGUGGAGUUCUAUGACGAGGACGAUGUGCCUUUGGCCGUGCUCAUGGAGCGACGAAAGCAGCAACAGUGA
Penicillium odoratum is the source of this 1287-nucleotide messenger RNA. RefSeq names its product putative palmitoyltransferase with autoacylation activity Pfa4 (gene pfa4). Gene Ontology annotation, cellular component: endoplasmic reticulum; Golgi apparatus; endoplasmic reticulum membrane. The transcript has 5 exons. NCBI's taxonomy places the organism in Eukaryota, Fungi, Ascomycota, Eurotiomycetes, Eurotiales, Aspergillaceae. Gene Ontology annotation, molecular function: protein-cysteine S-palmitoyltransferase activity. Bases 1 to 1287 code for a protein of 428 amino acids. Gene Ontology annotation, biological process: peptidyl-L-cysteine S-palmitoylation; protein targeting to membrane. The record is from RefSeq and is a predicted model, not a curated record.